AUGAGCGCACCACUACCCUCCUUCCCGACGACAGAGCAGUCACCCCUGUUUCGCACAGCCUUCGGCGAGGGCACCGACGCGCAGUGGGCCUCGCUGCUGACGGCGCUCAACGUCCCCUCGGAGGAAGGCUUCCUGCCGUACAUCACGCCCGUCGACGACGCGGGCUUUUCGCUAGCCACCCCGCAGGCGCUGUUCGACGACGCACGCGCCGCCAAGGCGAACUUUGCCGUCAUCUUUGUCGCCGACGCGCGCGCGCUCGCCGAGGACGGCUUCCCGGUCAUUGCGGUCGACAUCUCGGGCCUGGUCGAGUACGACGAGCAGUUCAACCCCCUCCCCCUGCCUGCUGGCACCAAGGCACGCACGUUCCGCUGCCUCGCCGCCGAGCUGUGGAGCCCGGAGAACAACCUCAACAUUGCCAACAUGGACUGGGAGGACUUUUCGGACGCGCUCGACGGCGGCGUGUUUAGGGGGUUCCCCGAGUGGAGAGGGGAGGAGGGAGGCGAGGGUGGCGAGGAAGGCGUGCCCCAUAUCCCCUUACUCGACGCCUCGCUGACCAGACCCCCGCAGACCGACUUCAUCCCCGGCAACGACGACGAGGUCAUCCUCAAGCUGCCCAACAACCGACAGGUGGCAUACGCGCACAACGGCUACCCCUCAUCCCGCACCGUCAUCCUCUUCUUCCCCGGCAUCUUUGCCGUCGCACGUGCCGACAGCGUUCUCGAGUGCGUCGAGCGCGAGAAGAUCCACUACGUGACCAUCACGCCGCCGGGAUUGGGCCAGUCGUCGGGAACCGCCAAGGGCAAGACGUACCGCGAGAGCCUGAUCGCCGACACGCGUGCGCUCUUCGACUCGCUCUACCCCGAUGGCAAGCUCGAUGCGCUGUACGUCGCCGGCGGCAGCUUUGGCACCGCGCCGGCGCAGAUGAUCUUCGGCGCGGGCUACGACGAGUUCCCCUUCGGCCGGUACACUGCCGGAGCCUGCCUCAUGGCUGGCUUCUCCCCGCUCGCCCAGCACAAGAACUACUCGACGACGCUGACGUGGCAAAACUACUUUGCUGUCGGCCCACCCAGCCGCGUGCCGUUCAACGCGAUGCAGCGGCUCGCCAAGAUGGCGUUUGCUAGCAAGCUGUCCACUCGGGAGGGCACGAUUAAGUUCCUCAACGAGACGCUGUUUGACCACAUGACCGACGAGGAGAAGGCCAUCAUGCACGACUGGCUCAAGCGCAAGGGCAAGACGCAGGAGGAGAUUGUCGGCAGGAUGGCCGACGGCACUCUCGCCUCGGUCGCCGUCUCGUGGGACUGGUUCCUCGAGAUCUCGGACGUCCUCCACUCCGACUGGGGCUUUGUGCCCUCCAAGCUCGACAAACAGCAUGCCAAGCCCGUGCUCGUGGUCGGCUCCGAGACGGACCAGAUCGGCGGCGGCAUGAACGAGUGGCUCAUUGCCAACUACAAGCCGUCGGCGCUGAGGAAUGUUGCCGGCGGACACAUCGGCGGCAUGUUCUUCAUCGACGACAUCUUCAACGAGCUCCUAGAGUUCUCGCGCACCUCGGGGGCUCAGGCGUGA
Vanrija pseudolonga is the source of this 1563-nucleotide messenger RNA. RefSeq lists its product as uncharacterized. The record is from RefSeq and is a predicted model, not a curated record. The transcript is spliced from 2 exons. NCBI's taxonomy places the organism in Eukaryota, Fungi, Basidiomycota, Tremellomycetes, Trichosporonales, Trichosporonaceae. Bases 1 to 1563 code for a protein of 520 amino acids.